Aspergillus chevalieri is the source of this 1323-nucleotide messenger RNA. RefSeq names its product E3 ubiquitin-protein ligase RNF103. The record is from RefSeq and is a predicted model, not a curated record. Gene Ontology annotation, cellular component: cytoplasm. The coding region runs from base 1 to 1323 and encodes 440 amino acids. Lineage: Eukaryota; Fungi; Ascomycota; Eurotiomycetes; Eurotiales; Aspergillaceae. The transcript is spliced from 2 exons. Gene Ontology annotation, molecular function: ubiquitin protein ligase activity. Gene Ontology annotation, biological process: ubiquitin-dependent protein catabolic process.
AUGUCCGCAACGACAACUGCUGCUACGAGUGUCGCUACAAAUGCUGGUAAUAUCGGGGACCAUCAUAAUACAAGCCCUUCAAGUUCGCCUUUACUAUUUUUUGUCGCCCUUGGAUUUGGUGUCGUAUUCACCAACCUAUGGAUUAUUGUUGGAGUCAAAUACUGCUUUCGAUAUAAUCAGCGAAACCGCCAAUUACGCAACGAAGAAACGGGCGAGCCUAUAGACUUGGUGACUAUGCCCCGAACACACAGAAGAAGGAGGGAGAAGAAAUUGAUGACCAUGGAUGAAGUUAAUGAGCGAUUUCCACUUAUCAAAUAUAAAGCGUGGAGAGCAUCACGUGAAAUCGACGGCCUUCCAGCAAAUGGCGGGAUACAGGCACCGAAUAGCAGGUCGCAGAGCUUAAAAGGAAAUAAUAAUGACUUCGUUAUCACUGUUGGAGUCUCGCCCGGCAUGUCUCCAAUAGAUAACCAGCAGCAAAUAAAUGCACCUGCAUCGUAUUCGCCAACUUCUUUUCAGCAUACCGAGACCCUGGUUACGCAAUCAGAAGAGAAGACUUCCGGGGAUUUAGGACUUUCUGGGGUUUCUCCUAAUACCACCUCUGAUGCUGACGCUCGGGACGCAAGGCAGUCGCUCGAUAAACCUGUACAGCGCGUCCACGCUUUAGAAGACGAUGAAAAUAGCGAUGGCCAUAUCCGCACCGCACUGCCCGCUCGGCUGUUGCCAAGCCCCGGUGACUCGUGUGCAAUUUGCCUUGAUGCGAUUGAGGAUGAUGAUGACAUACGUGGUCUUACAUGCGGCCAUGCAUUUCAUGCUUCUUGCGUUGAUCCUUGGUUGACAGGUAGGAGGGCAUGCUGCCCUCUUUGCAAAGCGGACUAUUAUACACCGAAACCUCGCUCUGACGCUGUGGAGGUAUCGAAUGUGGAACGUCCAAGGCGUCGUCCUACGACUCGGACGCUGAACCAGCCCCAUGCAGUGUUCGUUGGCGGGCGAGUGAAUCCGUUUCGGUCGGUCAUGGCUUCUCCGGGACAGCUACUGCAGACAGCACUGCCUGAAAACAGUCCUAAUUUGACAUCACCAGCGGAGCAAAACCCAUGGCGCGUGUCAACCGGCCAAUCUGCAUCUACCAAUAAUCUGCCAGACAGGUCGGACGAGUCGCAUAGAAAUCGGAAUUGGUGGUCAAGGCUACUUCCUUCCCAUCUACGAGGCUUUUCCUUUGCCUCGUUACGUGUGUCUGGUCAGCACGAUAACUAUAGGGGGUAUGAAUACCCAACCGCAACUCAAAAUCGAACACCCCGCCAGCUUGAAGCCGGACCUACCACUUGA